Molecule: messenger RNA, 1650 nt
Organism: Pomacea canaliculata
Lineage: Eukaryota; Metazoa; Mollusca; Gastropoda; Architaenioglossa; Ampullariidae
Exons: 5
Coding region: 806-1621 (271 amino acids)
Source: RefSeq, a predicted model, not a curated record
ACGAACUUUUCCAGAUAUAGUUACAUCAGUCACUUUUAUUUCUCGAAUUGAAGUCCCCAAGAUACAACCACAGAGUUGCAAGCACUGCAGUUUUCUAGAUACAAAUCGAAAAUAGAAAACAUCUUUAUCAAUCCUUUUCAGGGAACUGUUUGUCUGCUAAUGUUGCUACUACAUGAGACGUUUCAUGAAACCUCAAGUACGAUAUUAAAUAUAGACAUACAUGAAACAAAAAGACCCGGCGCUCCGGGUACCAGAGCCAGCAGUGUGAGGACCUUCACUCAAAGACUUGUGAUAUCCAAGACUUGGUUGUGUCUGUGGAUUGCCGCUGGAAUACAAAAGUUCUCAAAGCGUGUGUCUGUAUCUCGGGGACUUGACGUUCGAGUAAUAAAAGUGACUCAUUUAAUCUGGAAAAGAUUGUACGAUUCAAUUUUCAUUACUAAAUGAAGACAAAAAGCACGCACGCGCGCAGAGAGUUACGAGACGUCACGUGAACGUGGCCAUCAGCACCCGCCAGCCUCCUGACAGAAGGUUUAACUUCCUCAUAGAUGAGCAGAUGUGAGGAAAGUAAUAUAAGCUCUCUAUCAACUUAUCCGGACUAAUACGAGCGAAUGUUUCAUUGCGAUCGUCUGUCUUCUAACAGAAAGUUGUGUGGAGCCGUCACCAGUAGUGCACUCAGGCAUUUCUGGAGAAUUCUCUCAAUGUCUUGGAACGACGGACGGCAUCAUAAAUAUUCGUAAUUUUAGGCGAUGUAGAAAAGAGAGAACCUAAUAAGUUUCCUGGGGAAAAAAGUCACAUCUCAGGAAGAAUGAAUGAGAACACAAGCACAGGUUCCAUUACUGGGACAGAAGGAGAGAUGAGUGAAUGUGCCGAAAACGAAGAAAACUUCGCUGGUCGAGCAGACACAGUAAGAUGCACUAAAGCAACAACUACGACAACAACGGUAAUAACGACACAAACCAACACGAACAAUGUAUUAGACACUCAUAAACAAACAUCGACUUCAGGAGACGUGUCCGGCAGAGACACAACCAAACCGACAUCAGAACAUUCUGCAACUACGAGCACAACUUGUGGCGGGAUCUCUGGACAACACAGCUCUUAUCUAAAGGACAACCUCGACAUCGUGCGACAGAAGUGCAGCGAGUUUCACGCCUGUACCGUGGAGCUGUAUAAGUCUGAGAACCUUCACCGCAUCCUGGCCGGCGACAACAUUCAGCUCCGUAACAUCUGUGGACUGUUGUAUCAAAACGCCAACGGCAGCUACAGGAUUCUGGACAACCAGUGCUCAGUUCAGGAGAGAGAAUCCAUCAAGGAAAUACUGGGUGACGAGUUAUCUCCCAAUCUAGAUGGAAGCAGCUCUAGAGAGGACAGCUGGGGAAAACUCAAAACCUGUUUAGACAACAACAAUAGCGGCAGCACACACCUCGAUGAACUGUGCAGGUUAAAGGGAAACUCCACACUUCCGCUGUGCAACUCAACUGAUGUACAGACGACAACAGAGAAGUUUUUCAACGAUAAGUUGAGACAACAUCACUGCAUCUGCAACACUUUUACUGAGUCUUCUGGUAAACAAUAUAGUGACAAUAUACUGACAAUAGUGAGGAUGUGUAGGGAGCGAUAAUGUAUUCACAUUAAGGAAUAAGUAAGUCA